AGGCGAGAAGGCGGCGUGGAUGAGCACCGCUCGGCUGCGCCUGUGUGCGGACGUUUCGCUCCUGACCCGCAUUUUGCCGCUUCCUUUCUGCAUUUUGGGAAAGGAGGGUGUUUGAGGGAGAAGGGAUACCACUGCAGAGACCCCCCCUCAAUGGCCCCGUGGCAUCUUUGAUCAACAGGCCAAGAACGGUUCAGAUUUGGAGAGGAAAGGAGAGCAGCAGCUCUCGUCUCCCAAAAGACUUCGAAAGGAGCGAAUUGGUUUGCAGAAACGCCGGAGAUGCCAAGGACGCGGAGGUGUUGUUUGAAAAUGGCAGUGACAUGGUCAGCCUGAAAGGACUUGGAAAUUUAUCCAUUGUGCCAGUUUGGGUAAAUCACUGACAUUGCUGCACCCAGCCUCCACUGCCUACUUUCCUUCAUCAUGGCCAAGAGUGCAGAAGUUAAGCUGGCCAUCUUUGGUCGAGCAGGAGUGGGGAAGUCAGCUCUUGUUGUGCGUUUUCUGACCAAACGGUUCAUAUGGGAAUAUGACCCUACACUUGAAUCCACUUAUCGUCAUCAAGCCACCAUUGAUGAUGAAGUCAUUUCCAUGGAAAUACUAGAUACAGCUGGGCAGGAAGACGUCAUUCAGAAGGAAGGGCACGUACGAUGGGGAGAGGGCUUUGUGCUAGUAUAUGACAUCACUGACAGAGGAAGCUUUGAAGAGGUCCUGCCACUUAAGAACUUGCUGGAUGAAGUCAAAAAGCCAAAAAACGUGACUUUGAUCCUAGUUGGAAACAAAGCAGACCUGGACCACUCAAGGCAGGUCAGCACAGAAGAAGGGGAGAAGCUGGCCACAGAACUAGCAUGUGCAUUUUAUGAAUGCUCUGCUUGUACAGGAGAAGGCAACAUCAUGGAGGCCUUUUAUGAGUUAUGCCGGGAAGUACGGCGACGGAAGAUGGUCCAAGGAAAGACCAGAAGAAGGAGCUCAACCACUCAUGUCAAACAAGCAAUCAACAAGAUGCUCACCAAAAUCAGCAGUUAAAUAAUAUAUGUGUGUGUGUUUCGACAUUUAUUGUAGAGAUAGGUUAAACUUGGGUGAAAAGAGAUCACAUGGUCAGAUUAUAAAAGAGCUUUGAAAAUUUGCUUUGUGGGACUACAGCUACCUGAAUCCCUCAUACAGCAUGGCUGCUGGCCAUGUUAGCUAGGGUUUUCUCAGAGCUGUAUUGCCCAAAAAAUAACUUUUCCAAGCUCUUGACUGCAGUUAGUAAACAAUACGCUCCAUGUUUUCUGCACUCUCUUUUAAACUAUCACAUUAUUCUUCCUGAAGUUAUGGCAAGUAAUGCAAGCUUUACAAUGAGGGUAGUUGCUCCACUCCAGUUUAGUUCACAGCCAAAUCAUAUUCUCUUUUUUAAAACACACUUAACUUAGAGAAUGAGGAAUGUAUUGGAAUGUGUCCUAUAGGUUACUCCUUUACCUACCCAGCAUGUUCACCAACCUUGAUUAUAUGAUGAUUUUUCAUUGGAUAAUAGGUUACUCUUCAUUUUGAUUGUAUUACUAUAGGUAACUUUUUACCAAUGAUUAUUACUUUUACCAUCAACUAUGUACCAUAAUACCCCUGAAAUCAUUCACAAAUGAUUCAUCUAUAACAUCCAGACAAUUGAUGAGUAUAAUCUGUCACACUUUCAGACUUAACUGGAAACCCAAGAAAGCAAAGAUCUGGGAACUUAAUGACCAGAUUGAGGUGACAUAUGGGAAAGCUCUACCUAGUGGUUCCAUUACAUCACUCUUAUAGAGAAUGGUGAUGCUAAAUAACUGCAUGCAUAUCUACCUUCAUCAGAUAUUGUCAUGUUACCAUUGCAACGACAUCCAGAAUUUUUACAAAGCCAAACAACUCCUCAAAAAUAGGCCAAUGACAGCACCAGAUCAUCCCAAUGACAAGAGUUACACAGUUGGGUUGUUGUGAGUUUUCUGGGCUAUAGUCAUGCCAGCUACAUGGCUAUGCCGGCUCUUCGGCUUAGAAAUGGAGGUGAGCGCCAACCCCCAGAGUUGGACACGACUGGACUUAAUGUCAGAGGAAAAUCUUUACCUUUACCUAUGGCCAUGUUCGAGAAGCAUUCUCUCCUGACAUUUCACCUGCAUCUAUGGCCAGGCAUCCUGUGGGAUCAGGCCUCACAACCUCUGAGGAUGCCUGCCCAUAGAUGCAAGCAAAACAUCAGGAGAGAAUGUUUCUCGAGCAUGGCCAUACAGCCCGCAAAAUGCACAACAACCAGUGACUUCAGCCAUGAAAACCUUCAACAGUUACACAGUUGCCAAAAAUGUGUAUCCACAUUAUACUAAUUUUCUUGAUUAUACUCUGAACAUCAGAAUUGCACAAUGGCUUUAAAAAUCUACAACCAUGUGCAUAGGGGAAACUUAAGACAAAUCUAAAGACACUACCAGGAUUCUGGAUGUGUUCUCCACUGUACUUAGUAGAACACUUCAGCCUGGCAACCAGCUUAGCAGGUGUCUAUAUGCUCAUUGUAGUGAAGUUGGCCAUUGAUAAAUGACCUGUUUGCCAAUAGUCAGUCUCUAAGCUUUUAGAAUGCUUAUAUAUCUUGCUGACAAUCUGUGGAUGGCAUACUAUAGACUUUAGAUCUUUUGAAACACUAUAUUCUCAUGCAUCGUAAUUUUAAAAGAAUGAGUGACAAUGCUUCCAUUGUGUCUUAUUUCCCUGGACAAUUAUAAUACCUACAUUUUGGUAGGACAUCUUCAAGCACUCAGCUAAUGGAAGCUCUACAAUGGGUUGAUGGAAUCCACGGCAUUUGCCUUGUUUAUUUCUUAUGUUGCUUUUCAGCUGUGGUUUUCCUAAUGCAUUACACAAAUGUUACAAUAACCAAUCACCCAGCUGCAAACAGAUUGUACCAAAAAGGAAAUAUAUACUUGGCUGGAAAGUGUCAUGUCUGUAAACUUUGCAAAGUUGGACAGAAUUUGUAAUAAUUACUCUUUUCACAGAGAUUUUG
Messenger RNA from Anolis sagrei ordinatus, 2974 nucleotides. It is a transcript of the gene RERG, whose product is annotated as RAS like estrogen regulated growth inhibitor. Gene Ontology annotation, molecular function: GTP binding; GTPase activity. Lineage: Eukaryota; Metazoa; Chordata; Lepidosauria; Squamata; Anolidae. The record is from RefSeq and is a predicted model, not a curated record.